Plenodomus lingam JN3 is the source of this 6864-nucleotide messenger RNA. RefSeq lists its product as uncharacterized. NCBI's taxonomy places the organism in Eukaryota, Fungi, Ascomycota, Dothideomycetes, Pleosporales, Leptosphaeriaceae. Gene Ontology annotation, biological process: replication fork processing; double-strand break repair via homologous recombination. The record is from RefSeq and is a predicted model, not a curated record. Gene Ontology annotation, cellular component: Cul8-RING ubiquitin ligase complex; nucleus.
AUGCCAUGUACAGACGCGUCGUGCCGAUCUGAAGACACGCGCUCAAACACGACUUCGACUACUCCCACCCCGCCGCCUUCAGCCCGCAAUACGACAUGCAGACGCGCCCCAAUGUCCAGAUGGCGUCAGAAAGGAUUUGUCCAGGACUCGGAUGAAGAAGAAGAAUCUCAGAUUGAGUCUCAAGCUUCAUCAAAGCAGAAUGCACAUUUAGGUGCGCAUAUCGACCGUGACGGCAAAGUCGAGGAACCUGAAAUAAGGCCCGAUGGAACAGGAAAUGGUGGCCAAAACAUUCUAUGUGUUGAUACUCAGGCGAUUGGGAGCUUGGAGGAACCAAAGAGGCACAGCGAGCGGACUGCUACGCCUACGAAACCCACUUCACAGCAUCGCCCCACGCCUUCGCCAUUCACGCCAGGACCCUCACUAGCGAUAGGACGCGGACAGACGGACUCUCCUGACCCGCUACAAAUUCCUCUAUCGCCGAAAAAUCUAAAAGUAGCCGCAGCAGUAUCCUCGCAGCUUCUAGGCUCGCCUACCGUUUUGCGAGAGGGCAGUUCAUCAGCGCCAGGAUGCGAGAAUGCUAAUUCUUCUCAGAUCUUAGGGGAGACCCUAAGAAAAUCUCAGCCAACCAACAAAAGAGAUGUCAGCAAUUCCACUGUGGACGUCCUCGGCAAGUUCGGUAUUGCUCCUUUGUCAGAUGAAUCAGACGACGAUGUCCUCUCAGACCCUCCGUCUGACUUGGAGUCACCGCCUACUCGUGUGGCUUUUGCCGAACCUCAUAGACGGACCGCCGUACAGGUAGUCAUACCAUCCUCUACAGCCCUGCAACGUCACCUUACAGAGCAGGCAUCGAGGCGGGAAUUCCGUCAGCGAAAACCUAUACAGCUGCAUCCGUAUGCACUCGAGGGAGAACUAUAUCGAAGGGAGGUUCAAAGUCGAGGUCUGAAGCCUGUAGCUAGAGCACGGUCUCCACAACGUCAGGUUACGGGUUAUGAUGGAGAAUCUCAGGAAAAGAAUUUCGACCCCAACGAAGCUCCCUCGAGCAGUCCACCUGAACCGGAGAUUCCAGUUUCCACACCUGACGUCUCUCGACCAAGAUCGCAUGUAGAGCCAGGGAAUUUGAACCGUCGUCCUGCAUUGAACUCUACACGGCGCCUAGCUUCAUCCCAGCUCCGUCUUCCCCCAGCGACAAAGCGACAGGGAACAAACUUCUCGUCGACAAAGGUCGUCUCAGAGCCUCCGAGAACGGAUGAGUCUCCCAUGCCACGAAAUAUAUGGGACAUCCCCCUUAAUUCGCCGCCGGGUUCGAGUAGUCCUCCUUUGCCUGGCAAUGGCGCCAUUCGUAGACUGGGCCGUCCUUCUUUUACUGCGCUAGUCCAGAAUCUACCCACCCCAUCCACGUCUUCCGUCUUUCAAGACGAUGCUCGCCCCACACCAGAGGAAGAUUCGGAUUCUGUACCUCGCACUGUAUCGAGGUCCGGUGGCGAAUUGCGCAGACCUGUGAGAAUUAUACUCAGUGAUAGUUCGUCUUCUGCUUCAGAGGCACCCAGCGAACCGGAGGAUAUCGAAUUGCGAAAGGUCAGUCGGAAAAUAAAGGGUGUACUUCCCGCGUCAUGGCUACGCUUGGACAAGGAGACACAAGAACGCCGCAAGGCUCAGGAGCGAGAUCGACAACGAUCUCGAAUGGAUGCUCUGCAAUCUCCUGAGCUGUCUGAACCUCAAAGAGGGGUUGCUCAAAGAAUUCAUAGGCCAGCUGGUCGAUCACAAAGACAUGGACCAAUUAGUCCUCGGUUUAAUGACAUCCUGAUGAUAUCUGAUGACUCCGACAACGAGCCUAUGACACCUGGAAUACAACACGCACAAGAGAUGCACGAGACUGCGAAAGCGGACUUGGCACUCGCUGCAAUAUUCGAUGAUCGUUAUGCUGCAGAUAAUUUGUCUGACAUGGAGAAUGAUCGAUUGCACCUACCCACGCUUGGAGGCGCUGGCAACAAACGGAAAAGACAAACGAAAAUUACAGAUGCAUUACGAGGCAAAAAGAGAAGAAAGCAAUCUGGGGGUAUGACAAGUACCUCAGCUCUCGUGAAGCAUACGCUUGACAGGCGACCGCAAAAGAAGAAGUGCCGGACCAAUGCACUACGUCGACCUCCGCCGCCUGCCAUGAGUAUUGUUGACAUACAUCUUUCCCCGACGAAGCGCCCUGGUAGUGAGCCGCAGUUCUUGAAGAUAGCAAGGCGUCAGGCGCUACGCAGGCCAGAUCUGGCUCGCCAAAGUCCGGAUACCAAGCAAAUACGAUUACACAGCGCUCAAGAUACAGAAGAGGCCAAUCUCACACUUCGUAAUUGGCGUGAAGGAAUCUUAAAGCCGAGGCCAGUUGCGACUACAGAGAGCUAUGUGGGAAGACAGCCACUAGUGCAUAAUAGUGGAAACAAGCAAGCCUCACAUGGGCAGUCAACAGCGGACACCAGUUCGGUAAAGAGCCUCGAUCAGCGAUCAGAUUUUGGCUCGGAAGUCUCUCGAGCUCGAAAACGCGCGCCUCUUUCUCAUGGUCUGAUCAAAUUCAAGCGAACUGGCACUCUCAGAUCGCAGUCGUCGCGACACAAUAAGAAAACAUGGGGAACUCACCAGAAACGCUCUCAUGCACUUAUCCCUGCCUUCAGGAAUGCACAGCUGGAAGGUGAAGAGAAAACUUUCAGUCGUGACCAUCGCAAAAUUGCCUUUGAGCACGGUUUGCGACGAGCUGAUCAGCAGUUUGAUCUUCCUCCACCCCCAGAGAGAUUCCAUAUGAACCCGCAGCUUGCCCGAUAUCUUGCAGAUGAUGACGCGGUUCUUCCGCCAUUGCCAACAACCGCAAGUAUAGGAGAGCCGGAUGCAAAAACUUCCGAGAAACAAUUAGCGCCAAAGAAGCGCUUAGUCCGCAAGCGUCUCGCCCAAAGAAUUGAUGUGGAGACUCGGGAGUAUCGCCAGCCGAGCGAGCCUGCCAUACAAGAAAUUUUCGAUGCAGUUGUCCCCAACCCCCAACAAGCUCUCGAGCGGGAAAUUGAGUCACUUGUACUUCAGGGCCUCGGUCCUCAUGGGACACGGUAUCCCAUCACAUUUGAGAUCCAUUCUCUCGCAUCCGGGACUUAUUUUCAUUCUUCGACGUUCGUUGGAUCUGAUGGGUUUCGGCGAGCUUUGACGACGGGGAAGCCAGAUGGGCGCGACUUGGACGAACCAGCGGGGUACUGCACAUUCAGAUAUGGUGUAUUACCCAUCAAAUUUGGUCCAUGGGGUGAUGAAACCUGUUCCCAGAUACAAAAUCUAGCGAGCAAUAUCUUUGCGCCCUUCGACGUUCACACCUCCACCUCGGAAGAGCAUGUGCAGCCUUCUGAAGAUACCCUGAACCACGCAACCCAGUUCUUGAGGACAUUAAUAGGCUAUCUAUCUGAUCAUGUUAGUUUUCCGGAUCCUGUUGACCGCAAAGGUUUCGUUGAAAGAAUGUUACCCAUCAUUCAGAGUCUAUUUCACAGCGUCUUGAAUACCCAAGGUUUUGUGAGCUUACAAGAAGCUGUCACAGAUAGUGAAUGGAACCGGAACAUUAUUCGCAUUAUGGCAUACCUCCUCGUCACAACUAUGCAAGUAUACCAAAUCGCCCAACACCCCCUCGUUGGCUCGAACGGCCAUGGUUCAGCCACGUCGUUGAUCAAAAGUCUCUCAGGCGCCAUUGUGGCCCAGCUCAUCGAGCGGGGUAUCCCUGAGCUGAGCGCCUUUCUUGAAGGCAACAAACGACAUGCGAUCCGGGAGAAUGGCGUGCAAGACUCGGAUCUGCUCGUUGAGUGUACUGUACUCUGUAUGCACACAUUAGAAGGUAUGAAAAUACCACAAUGUGGGUUUUGGGACAUCUUCGGUGCACAGCUUUCGUCAAAGGUCUCUGAAGUGACUCAUGUGGCUUCAUUUGAGGCAACCUGGGCCACAAUAUACACCCUUCUACCAUUCAGUGAGAUUGAUGUCUCUGGAAUACCCAUACGGAAUCGUCCGGCUGUGCGAGCUGAGAACUGGAUCUGCGUAAGAGACCUCCUGAAACGCCUCUACGAACUAUACCCUGCGACCAGUAGGAGACACGGCACUUCGAUCAAUGAAUAUGUCCGAACAACCCUAGCACGCUGUCACAGACUAAUCAAAUACUGGCAUUGGGAGCACCCUGAGCAUAUGCUGAUCACCACCUUUGACUUCUUUGGUCAAAAUGGUUUGCGGCAACUGCGACAUGAGGCCAGCAAAGGUUCAGCGUCGUUUUUAGACCAUCUAUCUGUCGAGCAAUCGUUGGGGCUUGAACCCAACGAGUCCGGAUUUCACGUGGCACUAAAGUGUCUUGCGUUAGGUCUUCAAGGCAUGGGGAAAUCAUAUGCUGAGAAGAAAAUUCGGAGCUUCGUUUUUCGCACAAUACCUAAUCAUGGCCGCGGUUACCCAAAGGAUCAAACUUUAGAGGAAGAAAGUCUGGCGGCCCUCCGCAACCAUCACGACCUCCUCUCUGUGCUUUAUUGGGCAGCUCCAGCACCGUGUCGACCUAAGCUCAGUCACAUACGGGACCUUGUGAACCAUGAGACUUCUCACCGCGAAGCUUGCAGGCUCAAUGUACGCGCUUGGGCUAAUCUUACAGCAUUUCAGCUAUCAACUGAAGAACCGUAUGUGGCAGCGAAGCCUUUCGCCCUCUGGUUUAAAGAUAUAAUGCAUCAAAGCUUGAAACAAUACCGCCUGGCAAAAACAGAAGCUGAUGAUUAUAUGAAGUCCGGAGUCCUAGAUGGCACAACAGAUGUGUCUGCAGUUAUGGUCCGACAGAUGAUGGAGAAGAACCAAGAACAAGUCAUUGCUACUUUGCGAGACUGCAUGGCAGGCAUGCGGAAAUCUAUCAAGACCGCCAGGGACCCUGCAUGUUUAGCUGCCUUCCUUCGAGAUACUGACAUUGUGCACCUGCUUGAACUGCCGCAUCUCCAGGAUCGCCGCUUGAUCAAUGUAAUUAUGGAUGCGCUAGCAAUUUUCAGAGAUUACGCGGCAAUGCAGAAAGUGGCUGCAAGCGUUAAAGAAAGCCAAACAACGAGUGAAGAGAGUCAAGACUAUGGUGACUUCCCAGAUUUGGAUGACUUUGACGAUCAGGAUUCCAAGACUCCAGACGAGACGGUCACGCAACCCGGCUUAGAGUUCAUUCAGACUCCUCUUUGGCAUUUGCUGUCGAACGCGUUUGGUGCAGACAGGGCUCCAGACGAGAAUCUCCUUAUGGACUGUGUUGUCACAUGGAUAUCCGUUGCCUCAGCUCAAGUUACUUCAGGCCAGCGGAUGUGGUCGGAUUAUGUCGACUCUUACAGCCCAACUUCUUGGAUGCAAUUACGCCAAACAGAACAGACACGCAAAUUCGAACCAUACUAUAUGGCUGCUCUUAUCGACAGUGAUUCCAAAGUCUACGAAGAGCACCGUCAUGAGCUCAUCAAGGCUAUGUUCCUGUCUCUGGUGGAGCGAGAGUCGAUGCUCCGCUUCCAGCAUCUCCUGCUGGCUGCCAUUCUUCGAAUUGAUCAUCACCAUCCGCUACUGCAUAAUUUGCCAUAUUUUCGUCAGCAGGACACCAGUGACUUCGAUGUCUCUGCGGAGACACUGCGUAAUCGUCGCCUGGCUCUGAUCUCGAGCAUCUUGUCCAACAUGCGAGAUGAUAUGCACGCUACGACACGAGGCAAUCCUGCCAGCGCCCCCCACAUGAAGCGGGCGUAUGCUACGAUACUGAAGGACUUCAUGACGACCAUGAAGUUUAAUUACCAGCAGCUUCAGCAGGGCGCGACUGUUACUGGCGCAUAUGUCGAGUUUGUGCAAAAGGUUGUCCAGUUCCUGAAGCAGUAUACAAACGACAUUUGUCCUGUUUUGCCCUUCUUCACAGACUCAGUCGCAUUUCCGCUACCGGCUGGAGAUCCCACGUAUGUUGUCGCUCGCUUAUGUGGUUAUGCACCCAAAGUCCAUGAUUCGGGGACUGCAAAGCAGCUCUCGGUCUUCAUACAGACGGUGGCACAGCAAGCAGCUGCCGACAACCACCAGUCGUAUCUGGUCAACCAGCUCAUCACCGCUCUGUGCACAGACGAGGCGCCCGCCGCGGAUCGAGAGGCUUUGCGUCAUACGUUGCUCCAGGGCAUCUUCCCGGCGUAUUUGGAGGAAGCAUUUGCAACAAGUACAAGCUUUCUCAUCGCGCAGCCACUGCUACGAGCUCUGCCUUCCAUACUGGAUUCAAUGAUCUUUGACCUGCGGAUCAUGCAGCCUUCCAGUCUCUCUUCAACGACUGCGUCCAUCAUAGCCUUCUCGCACGCCUUCAUCCGUGGCAGUGAAUGCAUCAAGGACAAACCAUACAUAUUUCGCGAGCCCCACAUACUCUCAACGCUAUCCUACAUGCUAGAGGCCAUGACAUCCGUCGCACCGCUGCUAGACUACAUCUGCAGUCGUCUCACAGCGAGCACAAACCCCCCAAAACCAAGCAUAGUCACCUACAUGGAGCAGCUCGGCACUUUCAUCACCGAAAUGCUACAAGAUCUACUGCCCACCACCAUUCCAAUCUACGAAGGCGACGCACAUGCCCCAUGCGCCGACUCCUCGCGCGAUGAUCUUUUGGCCUUUUGCAAACGGGGACUACAGGAUGGGCUGAAGCGGAAUUGGAGCGAGAGUCGUGGCGGGAUAUGGUUUGGCCAGGGACAGGCGCGACGAGAGGUUUUGUUUGAUGCUGGGUUGCUGGAGGAGGAGAGGGCGAGGUUGGAGGGUUGUAUCGAUGGCUUUGGACGUGUGCUGGUUAGUCUGUAUGGGGAGGGGGAUAGGGGGUUUGAAACUUUGGGGUCAUGCAGGGUUGAUGAUGUUGUUGUUUAA